Molecule: messenger RNA, 903 nt
Organism: Cooperia oncophora
Lineage: Eukaryota; Metazoa; Nematoda; Chromadorea; Rhabditida; Trichostrongylidae
Source: the annotation of a GenBank genome assembly
AUGUUGGAGAACAAUCUUCGUGGUCUAUCAGGUGACCUUCGCAGACUCAACGGUAAUCCAGGUAGAAGCAACUACUCACUGCGAAUACAGUUGAUUGGAUACAAUGGAAUACUAGAAGAUAUUGGCUUUUGGGAGCCGGCCACAGAAAUUCAUGUGAACAUGAGCGGCGAUUCGCGCGCACAACUUCAACGAAAUGUUCAAGUGUCUGACGAACUCAAGCCGCAUUUUCGCGUGACCACUAUAAUGGAGCGGCCUUAUGUGAUGCUGAAGAAAAACCACUACGAAUUGUAUGGCAACAUGAAGUUCGAAGGAUUCUGUAUUGAUCUUCUAGCCGAGUUAUCCAGAGAUCUUGGUAAGAUUUUACUUUUCGCGUUUCUCUGCUUUUUUGGAGACACGAUGAAAGAUGCGGAGAUGGCCGUAGCACCACUAACUGUGAACUUCCGCCGUUCAGAAGUGGUUUCCUUUUACAAAGCCUUUUCUUUCGCUUGGGAUCAGCAUAUUGUACAAGGUUUCGGCGUGCCAGACGACCACCAACCUGAUCUAUUUUCAUUCCUCAAUCCCCUCUCAUGGCAGAUUUGGCUAGCUAUUCUAGCAGCGAUCGCAUGUGUAACAUUGGGAAUGUACACGGUAUCGCGAGUGACGCCAUACGAGUGGAACUUGAACUUCUCGUGUUGCACGGCUCAUCAGCCUCAUCCUGGUGCCGCCUUUGUGAAUUCACCUGUGGAACUUUCCAAUAACUACAGCUUUUGGAACACAUUAUGGUACGUGACAAGCACCAUGCUGAAGGGAGGAUGCGAUUUUGGUCCCCGAGCCGUGUCAACCAGACUUCUGGGAGGUACGAGUUUGACUUAUUAUUAUUCAGCGAUCGGAUCUGAAGGGAAGGCUUUGAGGCAUGCCUGGUAG